This is a messenger RNA of Ceraceosorus bombacis, 1145 nucleotides long. The record is from the annotation of a GenBank genome assembly. Lineage: Eukaryota; Fungi; Basidiomycota; Exobasidiomycetes; Ceraceosorales; Ceraceosoraceae.
AUGUCGCUCAAGCAAGAGUCACUCAACAAGACGUUUGGUGGAGAGCUGCGCAAGUACAGCUACCAAUCGCAAGCUCUCGGAGGCCUCACCACCAACCUCAACGUCUUUUUACCUCCUACCGCCAUUGGUGCCUCUGCCAAGCCAGCGCCCGUGCUCUACUACCUUGCAGGAUUGACAUGCACCGAGGACAAUGGCGCUCAAAAGGGUGGCAUGUUCGGUGCGGCUGCUUCGCACGGCAUCGCGCUCGUCUUUCCCGACACCAGCCCUCGCGGUGCCAAUAUUGAAGGAGAGGAUGAGAGCUGGGACUUUGGAACGGGUGAGUGUAUGCGUAUCAGCUCCAGCACUUGCUUGCCACUGAGCCUGCACUGACAACUUCUCGCUUUGCCCUUGCUCGCUCUACUGCCCCUCAGGUGCUGGAUUUUACGUGAAUGCUGACAAGGCCCCUUGGAACAAGCACUACAACACGUACGACUACGUCGUGAGAGAGAUUCCAGCCAAACUCUCGGAAGCUGGCUUGCCCAUUGUGAGUGUUGGCACUCGGCCCAUCGUCUUGCAACUCUGCUCACGUAUAUUACGUGCACUCACACUAUGGACAUCGAAAGGCGGUCGAGAAGGCCUCGAUCUUUGGUCACUCGAUGGGAGGUCACGGCGCGCUGUCCAUCUACCUUCGGGAAGCGGGCAAGUACAAGUCAGCUUCGGCCUUCGCGCCCAUCUCGCACCCAACUGCCUGUCCGUGGGGCGAAAAGGCUUUCUCGGGCUACUUCAACGACGCCGCAAAAGGCAAAGAGCACGAUUCCACCGAGCUCAUCUCUCAGACUGGUGGGCCUUCCAAGCGCCAGCUGAACAUCCUGAUCGAUUCGGGUACGGGCGAUAACUUUUACAAGCAAAAGCAACUGCUACCCGAGGACUUUGAAGCUGCUGCUAGGAAAGCUGGGUACGAUGCAAAGGACGUCAAUGUGAGAUUGCAGGAAGGCUACGAUCACUCUUGUGAGUAAAUGUUUCGGGAGAACUUCCAGCUCAGCUGUGCAUGAUACUGUGCAUGCUGAGAGCCCAUCUCAUGAAACGUUCACCCACCUCCAGACUUCUUCAUCUCGACAUUUGCUGGAGAGCACAUCAAUUGGCACGCAAAAUUUCUGACGGCUUAG